UAUAAUUGGAUCCUAUGUGUCUUGUGUCCUAUCCAUCUUAAGUGAAUUUGGUUGAAUAAUUUUCGCCUUAGUAGCGUAGAUAGGCACCUAUGCCUUAUAUAAAAAAAUAGGAUUUUGUUAUUUAAUGAUCAUAUUUUUACAUUAUUUAUCGUUGUUUUUAACAGAAUAGUUGGUAUGUUGCGAUAAAUAUACAUUAAACAGUCUUCCGUCUGUUCAUAAUAAGUUAAAAUGGAUAUUUUAAUAAAAGUUAACAAUCAGUCCAAUGGAAGGGAUAAACUUGCCAGAUUAUUUCAAUAUACAAGUCGUUUGGUCUGGCAUCAACUUGAAUCCAGAAAUGCAAAUAAAUAUUCUGUUGAUAGAAUAAAAAGCUUAGAAAAUGCUUUAAGCUCAUUUAGAAAAGUGCUCAGAAUGGGAAGAUGCAUUGACAUCUGUUACUUAGCUCUAAAUACAAUGAACAUAGAAGACCCAUUCUUGCGAAUAUCAUUGACAGUGAGCAAGAUUGCUCAUGCCUUAUACCUAUAUGCAGAUCAUGUAGUAUGGCUCACAAAAAGUGGAUUCCUAAAAAGUGAUACCGACAACUGGAACAAAACAGCCAAUAGGUUCUGGCUAUUAUCUAUUAUUGCUAACUUAGCCAGAGAUUUUUAUGAAAUAUUACACAUAUUAGAAUUAAACAGAACUAUGUUACUGAAACCCACAAACCUAUUCAGUGGUUCUGUGAAACAUUUUGACUUGCAAGCUAGUAUGAAGCAUAUGUACACAAUUGUAAACUGUCACAAAGAUAUAUUCAUCGACACAUUAAAGAAUUCCUGUGACAUUUUCAUACCAUUAACAGCUUUGGGAUUUACUAAAUUUAGUCCAAGUGCUGUAGGAGCCUUGGGUGCAAUUUCUUCGCUAGCUGCAUUACUUACAAUGGUCAAACCAAUUACAAAAUUAAUUCCAGCUUAAAGCGGGUUUUUCACUAUUGAAUGUAAUUUAUUUUAUAUACCAAUAUACAAAUGAAAUCUUUCAAUUGACACUAAGAGUUUAAUCAGUGAAAUGACCAGUUUAUAAUUAUAUACAAAUGGUCACUAACAGGCAGCAGCAAUAGAAAAAAACACUUAUACCUGAAUAUUAUGUGGGAAGUGUAAAAUGAUUGCCAAUGAUUCUAUAUAUAUUGGGGUACUUUUAUAUAUAUAUAUUUCUUUUU
Messenger RNA from Nymphalis io (European peacock), 1186 nucleotides. RefSeq names its product peroxisomal membrane protein 11B (gene Pex11ab). Gene Ontology annotation, biological process: regulation of peroxisome size; peroxisome fission. NCBI's taxonomy places the organism in Eukaryota, Metazoa, Arthropoda, Insecta, Lepidoptera, Nymphalidae. The record is from RefSeq and is a predicted model, not a curated record. Gene Ontology annotation, cellular component: peroxisomal membrane. The transcript has 4 exons. The coding region runs from base 229 to 945 and encodes 238 amino acids.